AUGAGAUAUUUGGAUAAUAUUUAUAAGCAGAGUGACAUAUCGUGGUUUACUCCGGUGGAGAUUUUUAAGCCUUGGUAUGCCCAUGCUAUUGCGGAAGCCAUCACGCGCACCGCAAACUUCUCUGUUCCUCUAAAAAUUUAUGAAAUUGGUGGUGGAUCAGGAACAUGUGCCAAGGGUAUAAUGGAUUACAUAAUGUUGAAUGCUCCUCCAAAAGUUUACAACAGUAUGACUUACACGUCAGUUGAGAUCAGCCCUUCACUUGCUGAGGUGCAAAAAGAAACUGUUGGCGAAGUGCGCAGCCAUAUCCCAAAGUUCAAAGUAGAAUGCCGUGAUGCUGCUGACCGGAGUGGAUGGGGGGAUGUGGAGCAACAACCAUGUUGGGUUAUAAUGCUAGAGGUACUUGACAAUCUUCCGCAUGAUGUUGUCUAUUCAGAGAGUCAAAUCUCCCCAUGGAUGGAAGUUUGGGUUGAGAAACAACAUGAACGAGAAUCUCUCAGCGAGUUAUACAAGCCAUUGCAAGACUCACUUGUUACACGUUGUGUUGAGAUCACGGACUUGGAUAAAACUAAAACACCACAGAGCAGUGCGGUAACAGCACUUAAAAGUAUUUGGUCUAAAGUUCACCCAAAACCACGUAGAUGUUGGCUGCCAACUGGUUGCUUGAAAUUACUCGAGGUUCUCCAUGAGGUGCUACCAAAGAUGUCUUUGAUUGCUUCUGAUUUCAGCUACUUGCCAGAUGUGAAGAUACCUGGGGAACGAGCUCCACUGGUUUCAACUAAAAAAGAUGGGAGCAGCACAGAUUACCAAGAUUAUAUGGAGGCUAAGGGUGAUGCUGAUAUCUUCUUUCCUACAGACUUUUGGCUUUUGGAACAAAUUGAUCAUUAUUGUUCUGGGUGGCUAAAACUUCAAGAUGACCAUUCAUCGAAAAAGGGAAGGAAAAGGCGAACAAUUACGCUGGAAUCAUCGGCUUUCAUGGAAGAGUUUGGUUUGCCCACAAAAACGAGAACGAAGGAUGGAUACAAUCCACUCUUGGAUGAUUUCAAGAAUACCAAAUUUUAUCUCAGUGUCCCCACUCACAAUACUAAGUAG
Molecule: messenger RNA, 1089 nt
Organism: Vicia faba (fava bean)
Lineage: Eukaryota; Viridiplantae; Streptophyta; Magnoliopsida; Fabales; Fabaceae
Source: the annotation of a GenBank genome assembly